UUGAAGGUGAUUAUCAAAGUAACUGUCGAUUCAGGAGUACUAAAAUGUCAUCAGUGUUCUGGAUGGCAUGGCAGAGGAUAUGCACCAUCACAAGUUGAGGUAUCCAACUGUGACAAUAUGAACAAUCAGUGCCAAACUCAACAAUUUUGUGUCAAAAAAAUUGAUCCCAUAGUGCAGUCACGCGGAUACGUUACAUUUACCAGUGACUGUUGGCAAACAAGUCAGAUUCAAGUUAGUCCAACAAAUUUAUCAACCGUUGUCAGCGGUCAGUGUUAUCCAUAUCAAGAAGCUACAGUUCCACCAAAACGAAAAAGUUUUGCCCAUUUCAUUCUCAAAAUAUCUUUGUUGUAUUUAUUUCAGUGA
Messenger RNA from Enterobius vermicularis (human pinworm), 363 nucleotides. Lineage: Eukaryota; Metazoa; Nematoda; Chromadorea; Rhabditida; Oxyuridae. The record is from the annotation of a GenBank genome assembly.